AAUAUGGACGUGGUAACAAGUCGGAUGUUGAACUGAGGCCAACAAGCGAGUGCCUAUAAGAAAGAAUCAACCUUGAAAGUUCUGGGGCGCAUGCUGGGGCCGGACUAGCCUUGCGGCCACGUCAGAGACUAUGAAUGCCUCACUGCAGGUUCUCGGCUUGGCGCUAGGGCGACACUUGCAAGAAAGGUUGCAAGCAUGUCGUCUUGGCCAAGUCGUUGUCAUGUCCGCAGCGCUUGACAUGCUCGGGCCAUCGCUGCGCGGGUUGAGGACGACGCCUGCAGACGCGGCCGGAGAGGCCUCUGCGCUGACUAGUUGCGAAGGUGCAAGCGCAGACGCGGGUCCUUCAGCUAGUCAGCACGUUCGGGAGCGGCACGGGGCUGCGCUGGGGCUGCCGAGCCACUUCGCCGAGCCCCCCCCCAAACCGACCCCCUCUACCGUCAGGAGCUGGGACGACGUGCCGCUGCAAGAGGACGCCAAGGAGCCGCUCAAGGCGGCGUCGCUGGGGCCGCACGUGGGCCUAGCGCUCGUUCGAGACCUGGGUUACAGCUCAGCCUUGGAUCUAGCUCUCAUCAGUGACGAGCAGAUCCAAGCACUGAGGGCGGCGGCACCUGUCCUUGGAUCCGGGCCUGGAGGCGGGCCAGCGGCGGGCGGGCCGGCGGCGGGCGCGGCGGCCGCAGCAGGAGGCGGGCUGAAGCCACUGGAGAUAGCCCGGCUGGUGGCCGUGUGCCGGGCAGCGCGGGAGGCGCGUGUGUCGCCGCGGUCUGGGUCACUGCAGGAGCUGGCUGACCUGCUGCGUGUGCUCAACAAGGCGGUGGUGGUGGACCUGGGCGGCCUCACCUUCUCGGGGCCGCUCAAGCCCCACACCAGCGGCGGCGGCGGCAGCAGCGGCAACAGCGGCGGCACUGGGGCCGCGCAGCAGCAGCUGCUCCGUAUCAGCGGCAACAACGUGACGCUGGUGAACGGGCACCUGCACCUACGGCCCGACCAGGCGCUGCAGGUCACCGGCCGCAACGUGCUGCUGUCAGACCUGACCAUCGAGGCAGCCCGCGCCGUGCCCUCCUCCUUCUCCGCCUCCUCAUCCUCCGCCUCCACCUCCACGAAUCCAAACGUCGCCACCGCGGGUGAAGCCGCCGGCGCGGCGGCGGCGGCGGCGGCGGCUCCUGCACCGUCGCCACAGCGUGUGGACAUCGGGCUGGUGUCGGUGCUGGGCGGCACGGCGCGCCUCACGCGCUGCCGGCUGGUCAACCCGUGCCCGCACGUGGCGUUGCUGGUGGGCGGCGGCGCGCGGGCGGAGCUAUGGCACAGCGAGGUGGCGGGCAGCGGCGGCGCGGGCGUGCUGGCGCUGGGGCCGGGCGUGGUGGUGGCGGUGCACCACUGCCGUGUGGCGGACACGGCGGGCACGUGUGUGCAUGUGGGCGGCGGCGCCAGCGCGGUGCUGAGCUCCAGCGAGCUGCUGCGCAGCGGGCUGUUCUGCGGCCUGGUGGCGCAGGGGCCCGGCAGCCGCGUGGAGGCGCAGCGGCUGGUGGUGGACGGCGCCACGGAGAGCAACGUGUUUGUGGAGCAGGGCGCCGGCGUGCUGCUGCAGGACAGCAGGCUGACGCAUUCAGUGGAGCGGCAGGGGUUGCAGGCGCGCGGGCGCGGCAGUGUAGCGGAGCUGCAGCGCUGCGUGCUCAGCGGCAACGGGCAGAGCGGCGCGUACGUGCUCAGCGGGGCGGCGGUGAAGCUGCAGGGCUGCACGCUGCAGGGCAACGGCAUCUCGGGCCUCAUGGCGGGGGGCAGCGGCAGCCGGGCGCAGCUGGCGGGCUGCCAGCUGGCGGCCAACGCGGGGGCGGGCGUGCACGUGGUGGGCGGCGCGGAGGCAGAGCUGGAUGGAUGCGAGGUGACUGGCGCGCCGGCGGACCAGCCGGCGCCUGCACCAGCCAUCAGUGCUGACGGGGCUGCGGGCGAGGUGCCGCCGCCUCCGCCGCCGCUGAUCCGGGCCCAGGGCGAGGGUAGCCGUGUGGUGGUGCGCGCCACGAAAUGCAGUGGCGACGUUGCGGCGUUGGAAGGGGGCAUCGUGGACAUGUGAGCCUGAGCCUGAAUCCAUUCUUUUCGUAUCAUAUUGGCAUGUUUUUUUUACGGCAUCUGGGUCGGCUGUUCGCUAGGUGUGCAGGGCCGCCGCACGUGUGUGCGUGUGCGGGGCUGCUGCGUAACUUCAAGGCGCCGUACGAGGCGCACCAUUGCGAGUGCAGGCCCGGUGCCACAGCCUGUCGUUCUGUUGUGCUCCACGGCUCCUGCGACUCGUGCGCGUACUGUGUCCUUCAUAAUGCCAUGCCUGUCGAACCGAACCGCAAUGGGGUUUGAGUCGGGAGGCGGGGAGGCGCGGGUGAAUGUCGACCAAGGUCUGUGUUGGAAUCAUUUGAGGGGACGCCAAGCAGGACCUUACCGACAGCUUUGGAGCCCUGUAAAACGGGCACUUU
This is a messenger RNA of Chlamydomonas reinhardtii, 2459 nucleotides long. RefSeq lists its product as uncharacterized. The transcript is spliced from 9 exons. The record is from RefSeq and is a predicted model, not a curated record. Lineage: Eukaryota; Viridiplantae; Chlorophyta; Chlorophyceae; Chlamydomonadales; Chlamydomonadaceae. Gene Ontology annotation, biological process: protein ubiquitination; ubiquitin-dependent protein catabolic process; regulation of apoptotic process. Bases 221 to 2068 code for a protein of 615 amino acids.